Molecule: messenger RNA, 649 nt
Organism: Cuscuta campestris
Lineage: Eukaryota; Viridiplantae; Streptophyta; Magnoliopsida; Solanales; Convolvulaceae
Source: the annotation of a GenBank genome assembly
GUAUAUGUACUCCAUAAUUGAGUUGGUAUGUAUCAGAAUAAAUAGCAACUCUAUUUGAAAAUAGUGCGUGAGAGGGAAAUUGGAGAAUUAAUAGCACAGGCAAUGGAGAAAGUAGGCAAGGAUGGUGUCAUUACUGUUGCUGAUGGAAAUAUUAUGGAUAACGAAUUGAAAGUGGCGGAAGGGAUGGAACUUGCCCGUGGUUAUACAUCCCCCUAUUUUGUUACAGAUGCAAAGACUUGGAAAUGUGUUGUAGGUUUGCUGAUGGAAGCCCAUGGAUCUAUCCGCCGUCAUUUUACAUAUGAGUCGGUAGCCAAUCGGAGAACAAGAAAAAGAAGAAGGGGUUGGAUUCACUGAUUCAUGAAGAAGGUGUCCAUGGCGAGAGGGUGGAAAGGCGGAUGGUAACAGUGCAGGGUCAAUUUCUACUUUUGAUCAUCUUCACAGAUUUUCACAGGAAAAUAAGAGCCACUGCCUGUUUGAUGAAUUGAAGGGUACUCAAAGAGCUGUUUCCCAUGUUUUCCCUCACUAUUUCAUGGAAUAAAAAACAAAGAUUGACCCUUCUCUAGCAACUGUUGUUCUCAAAAGAAGAUUUUGGAGUAAUAACAAUGGAAUGAACCACCUACUCAGUAUCAAAGAAAGGUUUGUAAUACUC